Messenger RNA from Trichophyton rubrum CBS 118892, 2047 nucleotides. RefSeq lists its product as uncharacterized. Gene Ontology annotation, biological process: carbohydrate metabolic process. Gene Ontology annotation, molecular function: kinase activity; phosphotransferase activity, alcohol group as acceptor. Bases 464 to 2047 code for a protein of 527 amino acids. NCBI's taxonomy places the organism in Eukaryota, Fungi, Ascomycota, Eurotiomycetes, Onygenales, Arthrodermataceae. The transcript is spliced from 2 exons. The record is from RefSeq and is a predicted model, not a curated record.
CAGGAACACACACCCACUUCCACGCACCUCUCUCGUAGGACAUCCAAGGCAAACGGCGUGGGGAGGAGGAGUCUGCGCCAGAGAAACCAGAGUUGCUGCGUAUUUAUACCUGCGCCUACACCCUUCACCAUGAGCUCCUUUCAACCGUCCCAGCAGGUCUCGAGACAGGCCACCAUGGAUCCCAGGAACGAGAUCAACCCGUUGAUGGAUCACUUCAUCGGCGUCGAUGUUGGCACCGGCAGUGCCAGAGCUUGCAUCAUCAACGAUAAAGGCGAUAUCGUUGGGCUGGCAUCCGAAAACAUCGGUCUCUGGCAGCCCCAGCAGGGCUACUAUGUAAGGAGUCUCUCUUGCCCCUUGUCGUCUUAUGUUCUGCCAUCAUACCUAUACCUUGUAUCCUUGAGACUGACGACUAGAUGUGGAUAACUAGGAGCAAUCGACUGCCGAUAUCUGGAGAUGCAUCUGCAUGUGUGUCCAGCGAGUUAUCAGCCAGCACAACAUCAACCCACUCUCCAUCAAAGGCAUCGGGUUUGACGCGACCUGCUCACUAGCUGUCUUCGCUCACGAUACCGGCGAACCCAUCUCUGUCACUGGACCCAACUUCGAUACCGAACGCAACGUUAUCCUCUGGCUCGAUCAUCGCCCCGUGGACGAGACCGAAAAGAUCAAUGCUACCGGCCACAACUUGCUCCGAUAUGUCGGAGGCAAGAUGUCCAUCGAGAUGGAGAUCCCAAAGGCCCUCUGGCUCAAAAACAACAUGCCAAAGGAGCUGUUUGAUAGAUGCAAGUUCUAUGACCUAGCAGACGCACUCACUCACCUGGCCACUGGCAACGAAAAGAGAAGCUUCUGCAGCGUAGUCUGCAAACAGGGAUAUGUCCCUGUCGGCGUUGAUGGAAGCAUCAAGGGAUGGCAACCCGACUUUUUAAACGCAAUUGGCUUGGAGGACCUUGCUGCCGAUAACUUCAAGAGGAUGGGUGGCGUCAACGGAGAGAACGGAGAAUAUCUGAGCGCUGGUGAGCUGGUUGGUGGACUUUGUGAAUCCGCUGCCGCUGAACUUGGCCUUCCUGCUGGCAUUGCAGUCGGUAGCGGUGUGAUUGAUGCGUACGCAGGGUGGAUCGGGACUGUUGGUGCCAAAGUCGACUUGGACUCUGAUCUGUUGAGCUCUGAUGCUGCUAACAACGACAGAACCCAGGCUUUCACUCGCUUGGCUGCAGUGGCUGGUACCUCCACUUGCCAUUUAGCCAUGUCCCCUAAUCCGGUCUUCGUUCCUGGUGUCUGGGGUCCCUACCGUGAUACCAUAAUGCCGGGUUUCUGGAUGGCAGAAGGCGGGCAGUCGGCCACUGGCGAGCUGCUUAAACACGUUAUCGAAACCCACCCGGCAUUCAAUGAAGCUCUCUCGGUCGCGGAGUCCUACAACUCUAACAUCUACGAUUACCUGAAUGAACGUCUAAGAGAGAUGGCAGCCGAAUCCAAGGCUCCCUCCAUAUCCUACCUUGGCCGUCACUUCUUCCUCUACGGUGACCUGUUUGGAAAUAGGUCCCCAAUUGCCGACCCACAAAUGUCCGGUGCGGUCAUUGGCCUGUCCAGCGAUAAAUCUGUCAAUGGACUGUGCCUAUACUAUUAUGGCACUCUGGAAUCUAUUGCACUGCAGACACGCCAGAUCGUGGAGACAAUGAACAAGGCUGGCCACAAUAUUACCUCGAUAUUUAUGUCUGGCUCUCAAUGCCAGAACGAUAUCCUGAUGGGACUAAUAGCAUCGGCCUGCUCGAUGCCCGUCUUUGUCCCUCGCUACGUCCACGCUGCAGUCUGCCAUGGUGCCGCCAUGCUCGGAGCCAAAGCCGCCAGCGCUGACAAGGAUGGGAAGACUGAAGGCCUAUGGGAUAUAAUGGACCGAAUGAGCAAACCCGGCAAGGCAGUUUACCCGACCAAAGAUGAGCACGAAAAGAAGCUGCUCGAGGUGAAGUACAAGGUUUUCCUGGAGCAAUGUUACAAGCAGCAAGAAUACAGGUCAGAUGUAGACAAGGCCGUUGUGGGAUGGCAUUCUUCUUAG